UGAUUCUUUUUUUGCGCGAGCGUUGAUGUCUGAUCCACUCGAUCGAUUCGCUAGGCCUUGCUUGGAAGGGAUUUCGGGUAGUGACGAGAGGAGAGAGAGAAAAUCUGAUUUGGAGAACUCAGAGGAUGAAAGACGUUCAAAAAUGGGAUCCUUGAAAAAGAAAGCUCUAAAUGCAUCUACUAGAUUCAAACAUACUCUCAGGAGGAGUAGAAGGAAAAGUGGUGGCCGUGUCAGCUCAUCCAUCGAGGAUAUUCGUGAUUUUGAGGAGCUUCAGGUAGUCGAUCAAUUUCGACAAGCAUUGAUUAUGGAGGAUUUGCUUCCUGAAAAGCAUGAUGACUAUCACAUGAUGUUGAGGUUCUUGAAAGCAAGGAAAUUUGAUAUAGAUAAAGCUAAACACAUGUGGGCAGAUAUGCUCCAAUGGAGGAAGGAGUUUGGUGUUGACACCAUCAGGGAGGAUUUUGAGUUUACAGAGUUGGAUGAGGUUUUAAGGUAUUACCCUCAUGGUUAUCAUGGUGUUGACAAGGAGGGAAGGCCUGUGUAUAUUGAAAGAUUGGGAAAAGUUGAUCCCAACAAACUCAUGCAAGUUACAACCUUGGAUCGGUAUGUAAAAUACCAUGUCCAGGAAUUUGAGAAGGCCUUCAGUGUAAAGUUUCCUGCUUGUACAAUUGCUGCAAGGAGGCACAUUGAUUCAAGCACCACAAUUUUAGAUGUCCAUGGUGUGGGCUUUAAGAAUUUUACCAAAUCUGCAAGGGAACUGAUUAUGCGGUUGCAGAAGAUUGAUGGUGACAACUACCCUGAGACGCUUCACCAAAUGUUUAUCAUCAAUGCUGGACCUGGGUUUAGGCUUCUGUGGAAUACUGUGAAGACAUUUCUGGAUCCCAAAACAACUUCAAAGAUCCAUGUUAUUGGAAACAAGUGCCAGAGCAAAUUGCUCGAGAUUAUUGAUGUCAGUGAAUUGCCAGAAUUUCUGGGCGGUAGCUGUACUUGUGCAGAUCAGGGAGGUUGCCUUCGCUCUGAUAAAGGGCCUUGGAAAAGUCUCGAAAUAUUGAAGAUGGUUCUUAAUUCUGAGGCACGAUAUCCUAGACAAGUCGUAAAAGUUUUAAAUAGUGAUGGGACAGUUAUUGCUUAUGCUAAGCCACAUCUUCCAGUGUUGAAAGGUAGUGAUACAUUCACGGCUGAAUCUGGAUCGGAAGUUGAAGAUAUCACAUCCCCAAAAGCAAUGAAGAACUACUCACAGCUUAGGCUGACCCCUGUUCAUGAAAUUAAGGUUGUUGGGAGAACAAGCCAUGCUGGUAACUUCUCAGGCUAUGAUGAAUAUGUUCCAAUGGUUGACAAAACUGUUGAUGCUAGUUGGAAUAAACAAACCUCCCUCCUGAUGCCUUCUGGUUCCAGAGGUGCAUUAACAUUGCCUGAAAUUCCUCAUAACCCAGAAGGAAUUCGAGCUCGGGUUUUGCCGACUCUUAUGGCUUUUUUCAUGACAUUUUACACUCUGCUGCACUCAGCAGCCUUCAAUAUAACCAGAAAUCUUCCUGGCACAUUUUCUGGUACCGAACUUACCCUUGACACAGCUCAAAGGGAAGCGCUUCCCCCAUCUCCAACUCUUCCUUCUCAGGCAGAUGUACUAUCUUCUGUGCUCAAGAAGAUGGUUGAGCUUGAGGAGAAAGUUGAUACAUUACAAGCAAAGCCAUCUGAGAUGCCUCAUGAGAAGGAGGAAUUGUUGAAUGCUGCUGUAUGUCAUGUUGAUGGCGAAGAAGCAGAGCUAAUCGCUACCAAGAAGGCUCUUCACGAGGCUUUGAUGAGGCAAGAAGAACUUCUUGCUUACAUAGACAGUCAAGAAGAAGCCAAACUUGGGGUAUGGAAUUUCUCUUGUUUAUUGUAGAUUUUCUGGGUAAUAAUUUUUUAUGGUAUUUCCUA
This is a messenger RNA of Hibiscus syriacus, 1914 nucleotides long. Its product is annotated as phosphatidylinositol/phosphatidylcholine transfer protein SFH6-like. The transcript has 13 exons. Bases 26 to 1879 code for a protein of 617 amino acids. Lineage: Eukaryota; Viridiplantae; Streptophyta; Magnoliopsida; Malvales; Malvaceae. The record is from RefSeq and is a predicted model, not a curated record.